Microcebus murinus (gray mouse lemur) is the source of this 2001-nucleotide messenger RNA. It is a transcript of the gene MARCHF11, whose product is annotated as membrane associated ring-CH-type finger 11. Gene Ontology annotation, biological process: protein ubiquitination. The record is from RefSeq and is a predicted model, not a curated record. Gene Ontology annotation, molecular function: zinc ion binding; ubiquitin-protein transferase activity. Lineage: Eukaryota; Metazoa; Chordata; Mammalia; Primates; Cheirogaleidae.
AGCGGACCCCAGGCCGCGGCGGUGGAAGCGGCCGAGGGAUCCCCCGAUGCCAGCCGGUCCUCGCCGUACCCCGUCCCGGGUUCUCUCCCGCUCUUCUGCAACCCCAGCCCCCGGACCGCUCCCCGCACCCGCCGCGCGCCUCCCCCUGCGCACCCGUCCUCCGCCCUCCCCCACUCCCCGCCCUCCGCGGCGCGGCUCUCACGCGCAGCAGAAUUCGGCGCCGCCUCCGUCAGAGCCGAGCCGGCGGCUCCGCGGAGCAGCAGCAGCCUCUGCCGCCGCCGCCGGGCCUUCCGUGUCCCCUCCCCGUCCCGCCCCCCAGUCCCCGGCGCCCGGUCCCCCCUCCCCACCCUCCUUCCGUCCUCCAUCCCGCCCUCCCGCUCCGCUCUCCCUCUGGCUGCAGCCCGACCCGGCCCGCCAGCCGGGCCGGCAGGAGGGCGGCGGCGGCGGCACGACCAUGAGCUUUGAGGGCGACCACGGCGGCAGUCGGUGUCGCGGGGCGGAGAGCGGGGACGCCGAGCCGCCGCCUCCGCCUCCCUCGCCGCCGCCGCCCGAGAGCCGCCCCGUGCCCGCGCCCCGCGGUACCGCCGCCGCUGCCCGUCCCCCGAGGGCGCCGCCGGGCCGAGCGAGCCGCCGGGGAGGUGGCCCCGCGGCGCCGGGCGCGGACGAACUGCCUCCGCCGCCGCCGCUGCCCCUGCUGCCCGCCGGCCAGGAGGCGUGCGCGGCGGCCGGCGACUCCGCGGAAGGUCCGAGGCGCCUCCCGGAGUCGGCGGACCCCGAGGCGGCGGCGGCGGCGAAGGGCGGCCCCGGGGAGCCCGAGGCCAGCGCCAGCGGGGAGGGCGAGCGGCGGGGCGCCGGCGACCAGCCCGAGACGCGCUCGGUGUGCAGCAGCCGCAGCAGCAGCAGCAGCAGCGGCGGCGGCGACCAGCGCUCUGGGCACCAGCACCAGCACCACCAGCCCAUCUGCAAGAUCUGCUUCCAGGGCGCCGAGCAGGGUGAGCUGUUAAAUCCCUGCCGAUGUGAUGGGUCAGUCCGAUAUACACAUCAGCUGUGCCUGCUAAAGUGGAUCAGUGAGAGAGGUUCCUGGACCUGUGAACUCUGUUGUUAUAGAUACCAUGUCAUAGCCAUUAAAAUGAAACAACCGUGCCAGUGGCAAAGCAUUUCUAUAACACUGGUUGAGAAAGUUCAGAUGAUUGCUGUAAUCCUAGGAUCCCUGUUCUUGAUAGCGAGUGUGACUUGGCUCCUCUGGUCAGCCUUCAGCCCCUAUGCAAUGUGGCAGAGGAAGGACAUCCUUUUUCAAAUCUGCUAUGGAAUGUAUGGUUUUAUGGAUCUAGUGUGCAUAGGUCUUAUUGUCCACGAAGGAGCUGCAGUUUACAGGGUUUUCAAGCGCUGGCGAGCUGUUAACUUGCACUGGGAUGUAUUAAACUACGACAAAGCCACAGACAUCGAGGAAAGCAGCCGGGGAGAGUCUUCCACAAGCAGGACUUUGUGGUUGCCAUUGACAGCUCUGCGGAACAGAAACUUGGUCCACCCAACGCAGCUAACCUCGCCCCGGUUUCAGUGCGGGUACGUGUUAUUGCAUCUGUUCAAUCGGAUGAGGCCCCAUGAAGAUUUGUCAGAAGAUAACAGCUCGGGGGAGGUUGUGAUGAGAGUGACUUCCGUGUGACAAAAGCAUAAAAUGAUGCAGCGUGGACCACCCUGCACCUUUUGGAAUGUAAUUGCAAUGAAUGGUGAAACCACAGCACUUCUAAAAACAAACAUCUAUGAACUUUUUAAAAUUUAUGCUUUUUAUAUGAACAUUUGAAUUGCAAAUACAUUUUUCUGAAAAAAAAAAGAGUCCUCUUGUUCUUUGUUUUCCAAUUUGUCACAUCUUUUAUGAGUUGGCACUUGAAAUCAUUAUGCAUAUAAUUUAACUCUACUUGGUUAAAAGAAUGAUGAGAGUUAUCCUUCAGGCGAAAACUAUUUUUUUCCUGCUCGUUUUAAAUAUAUUUUUAUCAAACGUUU